GUUUAAUGUAUUAAUUGUAUGGAGCCUGUUGUUACAGUGGCUUCUGUGUUUGUGUUAUCUCUCAAACAUUUAUUUCUUCCAGGGGUGCAAGAUGGUACUCAAUGGAAAUGGCUGGAGUAGUUACGAAUAGAGGAGCAAAAAUAAUUCAGAAUGCUCGCGUAUUGGUUGAAAAAAUUGGAAAACCACUUGAAUUAGAUAGAGAUGGUAUCUGGUGUGUGCUCCCUGGAUCUUUUCCGGGGAACUUUACUUUCAAAACCAACCAAAUUUAAAUGCAUCAUCCAAGGUUUUCUUAAGUGAGCGUGCUGUUCCUGUUGCAAUAUUUGAAACUGAUGCUGAAAUAAUGAAGCAUUAUGUGCGGAGAUGGUGCAAGAUUUCAUCAGAUGUGGGCAUUCGAUCCAUUAUUGACUGGUCUUAUUACAAGCAAAGGCUUAGUUCAGCAAUUCAGAAAGUUAUUACCAUUCCUGCAGCAAUGCUUCAGGUUGCGAAUCCCGUCCCUAGAGGGUAGUACAUCCUGAUUGGCUGCAUAAGAAGGUUCGUGAGAAGGAGGACAAGUUUCGAGAACGCAAAUUACUUGAUAUCUUCAGCUCGUUGAACAGGGAUGAAUUUUUGAAAAAGAAUAGUGAUGCUGCUGGCGCCAAUGGUGUGAUGAAUGAAGAAAUUGUUAAAGACUUGGAGGACUUUGGAAACAACAGCAGAAAAUCUCCUGCAGACUGGGAGGAUAGGGAAUAUAUUGAUGAUCCUAGUGAGGUUAAACCUGAGGGAUAUGAUUCAAUUCCAAAAGAAAUUCCAGACCCAAAAGCUAAAGAGCCUCAUAACUGGGAUGAUGAAGAGAAUGGUGCGUGGAAACCCCCAAAGGUACCUAAUCCAGCGUAUAAAGGACUAUGGAAGCCCAAGAAAAUUAAGAACCCCAAUUAUAAAGGAAAAUGGAAGACUCCUUGGAUUGAUAAUCCAGAGUUUGAAGAUGACCCUGAUGUUUAUGGGCUUAAGCCAAUUAAGUAUGUAGGAAUUGAGGUUUGGCAGGUAAAGGGUGGGUCAGUUUACGACAAUGUUUUGAUCUGUGAUGACCCAGAUUAUGCAACACAAGUUGUGGAAGAAGUAUUUGCAAACAGGGAGAUUGAAAAAGAGGCCUUUGAGGAAGCAGAGAAAGUGAGAAAAGCACGAGAGGAAGAGGAAGCUCAAAGAGCAAGACAAGAAGGUGAAAGGAGGAGAAGAGAGCGGGGUUAUGAUCGACGGUACAGGGAUAGAUAUAAGGACAGAUACAGAAGGGACCGUCGUGAUUACAUGGAUGAUUACCAUAAAUUUCUACUGAACAAACGUGAAAUGGAGUUGUUGAAGUUAGAAAACAAGGUUAGGUUUAUCCUUGCAGUUGUGAAGGGAGAGAUCAUUGUAAGUAAUAGGAAGAGAGCUGCUCUGUUUGUUGAGCUGCAAACAAAAGGUUUCACUCCUUUUCCAAAGAAAACUAAAGUUGUUGAGCCAGAAGUUGCUGGUGCAACUGAUGAUACAGAAGAAACAGAAGUGAAAUCUCCUGCUGACAGCAGUAGUAAUGGGGUACAGAUAAGUGAUUAUGAGUAUCUACUGGCCAUGGCAAUUGGAAGCUUGACCAUUGAGAAGGUUCAGGAGUUAUGCGCUGAAAGGGAUAAGGUCAAUAAGGAGGUUGAUGAUUUGAGAAAGGAAACUCCAAAGUCCUUUUGGAGGACAGAUCUUGAUGCUUUGGAGGGGCAACUCGAUGAGCUAGAGAGAAGUGAUGUGAGGCAGAGGAGUUAAGAAAGAAAAUGAGAGGCAAAGCAAGGGGUGAAGCUGCUAUGAAGUCUGCUAGACAAGCACCCAAGAACCCACGGAAGAACAAUAAUAAGAAGGCAAAUAAUGCAGAAUCUGUUGCAGAAGCUGUCUCGUCAUCUGUGGCUGCAAGGGAAAUUGAGAAAGCUCCUGAGGCAGCAAAACCCAAAGACAGAGCAGGCUCUAGGAAAGCUCCUGGUAAGGUCUGUUUCUGUUCCUAUGUUCUAUUUUUCCUUGGAAAGGAUGAGCUUAAAGAACGACUUGCUGCCUAUAACCUCGAUGCAUCUCCUGAUCAAUCAGCCGUUCAAUAUAUAUUAUUAU
Quercus robur (English oak) is the source of this 2097-nucleotide messenger RNA. Its product is annotated as calreticulin-3-like. Lineage: Eukaryota; Viridiplantae; Streptophyta; Magnoliopsida; Fagales; Fagaceae. The transcript is spliced from 16 exons. The record is from RefSeq and is a predicted model, not a curated record. Gene Ontology annotation, molecular function: DNA binding; DNA topoisomerase type II (double strand cut, ATP-hydrolyzing) activity; ATP binding. Gene Ontology annotation, biological process: protein folding; DNA topological change. Bases 646 to 1764 code for a protein of 372 amino acids. Gene Ontology annotation, cellular component: endoplasmic reticulum; endoplasmic reticulum membrane.